AUGCUCACUUUUCACAAUGUUUGCUGGGCACCCAGCUCCUUCCAGCUCACUGGCAUCCCAGGGCUGGAGUCCUUGCACAUCUGGCUUUUCAUCCCCUUUGGCUCCAUGUACCUGAUGGCUGUGGUGGGGAAUGUGACCAUCCUGGCCGUGGUAAGAGUGGAACGCAGCCUGCACCAGCCCAUGUACUUCUUCCUGUGUAUGUUGGCUGUCAUUGACUUGAUUCUGUCCACUUCUACAAUGCCCAAAUUGCUGGGGAUCUUCUGGUUUGGUGCUGGUGACAUUGGUCUGGAUGCCUGCUUGGCCCAAAUGUUCCUCAUCCACUGUUUUGCCACUGUUGAGUCAGGCAUCUUCCUUGCCAUGGCUUUUGACCGCUACGUGGCUAUCUGCGACCCACUACAUCAUACCACUGUGCUUACCCAAGCAGUGGUGGGUUAUUUGGGACUGGCUGCUCUUCUCCGUGGGGUACUCUACAUUGGACCCCUGCCUCUGAUGAUCCGCCUUCGGCUGCCCCUUUACAAAUCCCAGAUAAUCUCACACUCCUACUGUGAGCAUAUGGCUGUAGUUACUUUGGCAUGUGGUGACAGCAGGGUCAACAAUGUCUACGGGCUGAGCAUUGGCUUUCUAGUAUUGAUCCUGGACUCAGCAGCCAUUGGUGCCUCCUAUAUAAUGAUUUUCAGGACUGUAUUGGGGCUAGCCACCCCUGAAGCCAGGCUUAAAACACUGGGGACAUGUGGUUCUCACAUCUGUGCCAUCCUGAUCUUCUAUGUUCCCAUUGUUGUUUCUUCUCUCAUCCACCGAUUUGGUCACCAUGUGUCUCCUCCAAUUCACACCCUGCUGGCCAACUUCUAUCUUCUCAUUCCUCCAAUCCUCAAUCCUAUUGUCUAUGCUGUCCGCACCAAGCAGAUCCGAGAGAGGCUUCUCCAAAUCCUGAAGAUAGAGGUGAAGAGCAGGUGA
This is a messenger RNA of Orycteropus afer afer, 954 nucleotides long. RefSeq names its product olfactory receptor 52M1. The record is from RefSeq and is a predicted model, not a curated record. Lineage: Eukaryota; Metazoa; Chordata; Mammalia; Tubulidentata; Orycteropodidae. Bases 1 to 954 code for a protein of 317 amino acids. The transcript has a single exon. Gene Ontology annotation, cellular component: membrane. Gene Ontology annotation, biological process: G protein-coupled receptor signaling pathway. Gene Ontology annotation, molecular function: olfactory receptor activity; G protein-coupled receptor activity.